Molecule: messenger RNA, 3395 nt
Organism: Pocillopora damicornis (cauliflower coral)
Lineage: Eukaryota; Metazoa; Cnidaria; Anthozoa; Scleractinia; Pocilloporidae
Product: trace amine-associated receptor 13c-like
Biological process (GO): G protein-coupled receptor signaling pathway
Cellular component (GO): membrane
Molecular function (GO): G protein-coupled receptor activity
Source: RefSeq, a predicted model, not a curated record
UUCCUAUGUUAUACUUAUACUGAAAAUGAUACGUAUGAUAAUUAUAUUGAUGACAAGAGGGAGAUGAGAGAUUUUUCUCAACAAAAAGGGCUUAAAGUCCGUUAAAAAGAGGAAAAUGAUGACUUUUUAUGUACGAGGUCCUAAUGUACACACUACAACGUUUAUCUCUCUCUGACUACAACCGUGCAAGUUGUUCAUGACAGUACCAACUGUCACGUGUGUUACCAUGUUUCGAGGACUUAAAAGUAAUGAAAAUGGUUGGCUUUUACUCCCAUUUUAGUUAGCAUUGUAAUUUCUAAGUUGUGAGCCAUUAGUUUGAUUUAAUGCGACGUUAGCGUUAUUUAUAGUACAGAAUACACAAGAUUGUUAAAAACUAGUUUUAUUUAGUCAAGCAAUUUUACAAGAAGUAGUAAUUUUGAAGAUUCGAAAUGUAUUGCUCGACGGGUAAUUGUAUUUUAGACUAUUAGUAUUUAAUUUGAGCUGGUUUUGGUUUUUCUAGAACAAUUUUUAUCGAACGAAUGAAUUCUUCGAAGUGUUUAGCGUUUGUUUUGUGAUUGGUUGUUGCUUAGCGUAGCUGCAGUGUGUGGCUAUAAAACAAGACGAGAUGUCUGAGAGAAUCUACCGCAUAAUCACAUAUUUCUAAUAGUGGGAAAUUUGUGGGGACAAAUUUGGUUUCAACAAAUAUUUUAAGUCUUCAAUGAUUGCCAUCCCUAGCCUAGAUCUUUGGAUUGCUUGUUUAAAAAAAAAUGAACUUAAGAGUAACAUUAUAGAUUUGAUACCUGUUGGAUUUCAUCUCGUGAUUUUUGUUGUAUUCAAACUCAAAAUAUCAGCCACGUUACGUAGUGUUUCGUCAGCACAUUUGUCAGCACUUUGAGACGAUACCAACAAGCUCAAAAUUUACUCUAAUGGUAGCUUGAUGCAUACUAACCCAGUAGUCUCCAGGCUUUUAACUGCUCUCCUUCAUCAGUAAUUACACAAAGCCAACUUAGAUGUGAAGGAUAAAAAUCAAGAUGGCCAAUCCAAAAGACAGACGUAAAGUGAGACUAAAUUUGCUGGCUAACAGUUAGAGAGAGUCUAAAUCGUUUCUAAGACGUGUGCAAUAGCUGAGACCUUAUUAAAAUUACUGUUUUCUGAUCAAUUUUGCGAUCUUAUUGCGAAUUCUAUGUUUAAAAUGUCAUUUUGUUUUAUUUUAUUUGUCGGGUGUGUUAUCCCGACGAUUACGUGAAGGCCUGCUUUGUUAGAUUUCAUUGACACAAACGAGUGGUCAUUUUAAUACCUCAUGCAUUACACGGUGUUUAAAUCAGUAACAGCAGUUGAUUCUUCAAAAGGUGGUAGGCCACAACCACGCAAUUAUAUUGUUCACGGGUAUUGUUGGUCUGAUAUCAAUUUAAAUAACUGACAAUAUACCUUUUUUGCGUCGAUUACGUUAUGUAACAUAUUUGUUUGGUUAGCGGUUGCUUUCGUUUCUUGACGCCUCUUAGUCAUAAGCUUUGACCUUGUAUCCCUCACUGCUUUCACUGAAACACACAUAAAGAUAAAUAUUCUAAACUGGCUCCUGAAAGUCAACAAGCCAUGAUCUACACUUAUGGUGAAACGUUAUCGUGCGAGGAAGAAAUAGCAUUGCAAUAUAGCAAACCUCCUAAAAAUCAACAAGGGAAACAUUUGGCAGUGCUAAUUGUGAACCAAAAUAGUUCACGUGAUAAAGGUCAUGAAUUGUGGUAGACCAAAAUAAACUGGCAUGAGUUGACAAGAACUUAUUUCAUUGUCAAUUCUGAAUAGCAUCACUUCUGGAAAAUAUUUCAUCCUAAACCGGUAAUAAAACGUCGAAGGAUGCGCUGGAAAAGGCUGAUAUAUCAAGUGUAUUUCCUUUACACGCACACACAUGAACUUCAUUACUUAUUAAAACAUUCCAAUGUAAUUAGAAGGAUAUUUUUAUGCGUAGUUUAGUGACUGCAUAUAACCCGGUUGAAGCGAUGGAACAUGCUUCGCAAAGGCCACCUGAUAUGAUGUUUCCGGAAUUAUAUGGGAUAUUGCCGUAAGACAGCUCAGUUCGGUUCAAACUGUCGACCAGUCGUGUUGUUGGAACGUCAUAUGCCCACUCUAUCAAGCUCUGUUGUGCCUGCGGUUGCGCAAAAGAUUGUAUACAGCGGCAUAUAGGAAAGAUCGUCAGCCAAGCACAUCUGGAAACAAAUUUUCAGUGUCAUACGGUUGUAUUGUGAUAAACGGUUUGUACUGGGUUUGUUUAGGUGUUUUCUGUUUAGAACUCGAGUCGCGUGUUUUAUUUCUUGAGUUCACUGCGGAACUACAAUUGCUGUCAGAAACUGAGAGAAAAAGAUCAUUAAUCGUGGUUUUAUUCCUGCUUAGGAAAACCACGAUGACAGCAAGUGCGAGCCCUUCGGUGACGCCUCCAAACCUGGCCUUAGUUCUAUCAGCCGUCACAAUAAACGGACUACUAAUUAUCUUGGGUACACUGGGUAAUCUACUGGUACUUUUGGUGAUUUUUUUCAACAUUCGACUUGCAACACCAUCUAACCUACUUCUUGGAAACCUGGCCCUAAUUGAUUUAUUAAGUCUGUUUGUCGUCUCUCCUGGUGGUAUCUAUAAAUAUAUGUGCAGGAAAGGUUUUUGUCACGUCCCAGAAACGUUUGUUGUGGCAAAUCGUGGACUUUCACAGUUUAUCGCGCCUGCUGCAGUCUCAAGUUUAUUAUCGAUCGCUGUAGACCGUAUUUUAUCCAUUAAAUAUCCAUUCAAGUACACUUCUAUGAUGACAAAACGACGUGCUGUCGUCAUUAUCUCCCUUACGUGGCUGUUAGGGGCAUUUAUAUCAGCUGUUUUUAUGGUACUAAACUUUAUAUAUAUACAGCCUGCAUACUGCACUGUCAUCAUGUUGGUGACAAUAUUUUUGUACAUUCAUAUCUUCCUGUUUGCUCUGAAAAAAGAAAGACAGAUUGCCAGCUUGCAGAUUUCAAACGUGCAAAGAAAUACAAACUUCUUACAUGAACGAAAGUCGACGAGAACAAUGGCAAUAAUUCUUGGUGUAUUUUGUGCUGCAUGGAUCCCAGCUCUUAUAUUUUACUCAGUAGUUUUUCCAAGUGAUCCACGAUACUUCGACAUACAGAACUGGAUUAACAUAAUAUACUAUUUAAAUGCCUCUUUAAAUCCAUACAUCUACUGCGUACGAAGCGCUAACUUUCGGAAGACAAUGAGAAAGAUGGUGAAGUCUUGUAUGAUUCGUUACAGCUGACAACUGGCCAGGACUAUGCAAUGACUAUACGGAGUUUUCGAAGAGCCUUGUCACGGCAUGGAACAUGACACGAUAGCCGACAGGAGAAAGAUUAUAUUUGUUAUAAAGCUAAGAAAGUUUUAAAUUCAAAAUUAAACUAUCUUUAAAUUCA